AUGCAUCACAAGAAAUCGGAGGUUCAGAUCGGAAAAGAUAGCAGCGGUGUCUCUUCCGAUUUCAAUCCGACCCCAACGAUUCAGAAUCAAUCUCCUCAUAAAAUCUCCAUUUUCGAAUUGAAUCAACAUUCUUCUGGUUCUUCACUCUGUUCUUCGUCUUCAUUAUUAUCGACACAGUCGCCUGAUAAUGAUGUUACCACGACAACCACAAGUACCAGCCCUAAUCAUGAACAUCAAAUCUUGAUCGACGACGGUGAUUUUGAUUAUGAUUCACUUGCCGGACCGACUCCUAGAUCAACACCUCACAAACGGUCUGUUUUCUCCCAAACCACACCAACUUCCUUUUCAAAUUCCCUAGCGAAAUCACCUAACUUCUCCUUUUCGUCUAAAAACCGGCGGUUUUACAACACAAAAUCCACCGUCAUCCACCUCCUCAACCGUCUCCGUCACCUCCGACGCCUCCGUACUCACCUCCGUUUAAUCCUCUUACUAUCUCUCCCGUUUUUCUACUUCUUGGUAUCUCACCCUAGUCAUUCCUUCUUCCUCGAUUUCCUAUCGGCAUUCGCUUUCUCAGCUGCGUUAUUAUUCUCCCUCAAUCUCGCCCUCCCUCGCCUCCCUUCAAUCCGAUUGUUUCUUGCCAGAUCUUUCCCAAUCAAACUCACAUUAUCAGACAAGGUCUCCAAAUCACCAUUGCCGGUGUUCUGGUCAAUCGGUUCCAAUUCCAAAACAAAAGGCGAUCAUAUUCAUAAAUGGAAUUCAGGUUGUUGGGUGCAGGCAUACAACAAUGGUGAUGUAUACGAGGGUGAGUUUCACAAAGGCAAGUGCUCUGGUUGUGGCGUUUACUACUAUUACAUGAGUGGGAGAUACGAAGGCGAUUGGGUUGAUGGAAAGUACGAUGGUUAUGGUGUAGAGACAUGGGCAAGGGGAAGCCGGUAUAGGGGUCAGUACAGGCAAGGAUUGAGACAUGGAUUUGGUGUGUAUAGAUUCUACACCGGAGAUGUUUAUUCCGGUGAAUGGUCAAACGGUCAAAGCCAUGGAUGUGGAAUCCAUACUUGUGAAGAUGGUAGUAGAUAUGUCGGAGAAUUCAAAUGGGGUGUUAAACAUGGUCUUGGCCACUACCAUUUCAGGAAUGGGGAUACAUACGCUGGAGAAUACUUUGCAGAUUUUCUGCAUGGAUUUGGAGUAUACAAUUUUGCAAACGGGCAUAGAUAUGAAGGAUCUUGGCAUGAAGGAAGAAGACAAGGGCUUGGUAUGUACACUUUCAAAAAUGGUGAAACCCAAUCUGGGCAUUGGCAAAAUGUCCAGGAAGCAAGAAGAUCAGCAGAGAAAGCAUAUGAUGUAGGGAAAGUGGAUGAAAGAGUUAACAGGGUGGUGGCUGCCGCCAAUAGAUCAGCUAAUGCCGCUAGAGUGGCAGCGGUGAAGGCAGUACAGAAAAACCUGCCUAACCAGAGUGAUGGUGAUGGUGAUGGUCAUCCUAAGAUCUAUCAACUGUCAAACUAA
This is a messenger RNA of Lactuca saligna, 1500 nucleotides long. NCBI's taxonomy places the organism in Eukaryota, Viridiplantae, Streptophyta, Magnoliopsida, Asterales, Asteraceae. The record is from the annotation of a GenBank genome assembly.